Molecule: messenger RNA, 1196 nt
Organism: Oppia nitens
Lineage: Eukaryota; Metazoa; Arthropoda; Arachnida; Sarcoptiformes; Oppiidae
Product: cathepsin B-like
Exons: 4
Coding region: 88-1098 (336 amino acids)
Biological process (GO): regulation of catalytic activity
Cellular component (GO): lysosome
Molecular function (GO): cysteine-type endopeptidase activity
Source: RefSeq, a predicted model, not a curated record
AUAAAUAGUCUCAAUAAUAAACAUUUACUAAACCAAUUAAUAAUUAAUUAUUUGAGAAACCGUUAGUAAAAAAAAUCGAAGACUAAAAUGUUACGGAUAUUACUAUUAGGUCUAUUAGUAGUGGUGUCUAUGCAAUCACCAACCGGUCUAUCAUUUAAUAAUCAAAAUGAAAUGAUUGAAUAUAUAAAUAGCUUGGAAGGCAUAACGUGGAAGGCCGGCAAAAAUUUUGAUGACUCCUACAAUUUGGAAGAUAUUAAGCGCCUGAUGGGUGUCCCUCAAAACCAAGUCGUACCCGAUGUUGAAUACUCUGAACCACCUGAAGUUGAUAUUAGCGAAAUACCCGAAUCAUUUGACUCUCGUGAAGCCUGGCCUACAUGUGAUUCAAUUAAAGAGGUCAGAGAUCAAGGAACUUGCGGCUCGUGUUGGGCCUUUGCAACAGUUGAAGCCAUCUCUGACCGCAUAUGUGUCGCCUCUAAUGGUAAACAACAGGUGGAGAUAUCAGCCGAAGACUUAGUUUCCUGUUGUUCUUCUUGUGGUUUUGGAUGUAACGGCGGAUAUCCGGAGUCUGCCUGGAGUUACUACCAGCACACCGGUCUAGUAUCGGGUGGUCUUUAUGGCAGCAAAAAGGGAUGUCGUCCUUAUACUAUAGCCGCCUGUGAACACCACACGACAGGCCAUUUGCCGCCGUGCGGCAAAUCGAUAGAACCGACACCAAAGUGCCAGAAACAAUGUAUCGCUGGAUAUAACAUUACCUACAAUGAGGACAAACAUUAUGGCAGCAAAACGUAUCAUUUCAGUAAUGACAACCAGAAAUUGCAGGCGGAUAUCAUGCAAAAUGGACCCGUUGUGGCCACUUAUCAGGUUUUCGAAGACUUCUUGUCCUACAAAUCUGGUGUUUACUAUCACGUGACCGGUCCGUCGGCCGGCUAUCACGCCGUUAAGAUCAUCGGUUGGGGCGUUGAUAACGGUGUCGACUACUGGCUUGUGGCCAACUCGUGGAAUGAAGACUGGGGUGACAAAGGACUCUUCAAGAUCAGGAGGGGUCGCGACGAUUGCGGGUUUGAACAACAAAUUAGUGCCGGUUUACCCAAAUUGUAAAUUAUUUAUAAGUUUUGUUAAUCAAUAAUUAACUGAAAAAUAAAUUGUCAUUUAUAUUAAAUCUAAAGUUCCUAAUAAAACUAUGCAAAUAUUUUAAU